Molecule: messenger RNA, 5657 nt
Organism: Ceratotherium simum simum (southern white rhinoceros)
Lineage: Eukaryota; Metazoa; Chordata; Mammalia; Perissodactyla; Rhinocerotidae
Source: RefSeq, a predicted model, not a curated record
AAUAGGGAUGCCAAAGGAAAAAUAUGAUCCUCCAGAUCCUCGCAGAAUUUAUACCAUCAUGUCAGCAGAGGAGGUAGCCAAUGGGAAAAAAUCUCACUGGGCCGAAUUAGAAAUCUCGGGUAGAGUGCGGAGCUUAAGUACAUCACUUUGGUCAUUGACACACUUGACAGCGCUGCACCUAAAUGACAAUUACCUUAGUCGCAUUCCACCUGAUAUUGCCAAGCUUCAUAAUCUGGUUUACCUGGAUCUGUCAUCCAAUAAACUCAGAAGUUUACCAGCAGAACUAGGAAACAUGGUGUCUCUCAGGGAAUUGCUUUUAAAUAACAAUCUGUUACGGGUUUUGCCUUAUGAACUUGGUCGGCUCUUCCAGCUACAAACUCUAGGUUUGAAAGGCAAUCCUUUAUCACAGGAUAUUCUCAAUUUAUACCAGGACCCAGAUGGAACCCGAAAGCUACUGAACUUCAUGCUUGACAAUCUUGCAGUUCAUCCAGAGCAGCUUCCUCCGAGGCCAUGGAUUACAUUAAAAGAACGAGACCAAAUUCUGCCAUCAGCAUCAUUCACGGUUAUGUGUUACAAUGUGUUAUGUGAUAAAUAUGCCACCCGGCAGCUAUAUGGCUAUUGCCCAUCCUGGGCAUUAAACUGGGAAUACAGGAAAAAGGGAAUUAUGGAAGAAAUUGUUAACUGUGACGCAGAUAUCAUUAGUCUUCAGGAAGUGGAAACAGAGCAAUACUUCACUCUCUUUCUGCCAGCAUUGAAGGAGCGUGGAUAUGAUGGAUUUUUUUCUCCAAAGUCACGUGCCAAAAUCAUGUCUGAGCAGGAGAGAAAGCAUGUGGACGGUUGUGCAAUAUUCUUCAAAACAGAAAAAUUUACAUUGGUGCAGAAGCAUACAGUGGAAUUUAACCAAGUGGCAAUGGCUAAUUCAGAUGGAUCCGAAGCUAUGCUGAACAGAGUGAUGACAAAAGAUAAUAUUGGCGUUGCUGUGGUAUUAGAGGUCCACAAAGAACUAUUUGGAGCAGGUAUGAAGCCUAUUCAUGCUGCAGACAAACAGCUGCUUAUAGUGGCAAAUGCCCACAUGCAUUGGGACCCAGAGUAUUCUGAUGUGAAACUCAUCCAGACCAUGAUGUUUGUGUCAGAGGUUAAAAACAUUCUGGAGAAAGCCUCUAGUAGGCCUGGCAGCCCAACCGCAGAUCCUAAUUCCAUCCCGCUGGUGCUAUGUGCAGAUCUUAACUCAUUGCCAGAUUCAGGUGUUGUGGAAUAUUUGAGCAAUGGAGGAGUAGCUGACAACCAUAAAGACUUCAAGGAACUAAGGUACAAUGAGUGUCUUAUGAACUUCAGCUGCAAUGGAAAGAAUGGAAGCUCAGAAGGGAGAAUCACACAUGGCUUCCAACUGAAGAGCGCCUAUGAAAAUAACUUGAUGCCUUACACCAAUUACACCUUUGAUUUCAAAGGCGUGAUUGACUACAUUUUCUAUUCCAAGACUCAUAUGAACGUGCUUGGUGUCCUGGGGCCUUUAGAUCCUCAAUGGCUGGUUGAGAACAACAUCACUGGGUGUCCACACCCUCACAUCCCUUCAGACCACUUCUCACUGUUAACACAACUUGAACUCCACCCUCCACUCCUGCCUCUUGUUAAUGGUGUUCACUUGCCUAAUCGGAGGUAGUGGAGUACUGCCCCGCAAAGACGGGGAUCUGUUGCUAUGGACCUGUACAGUUGUAAAUCAAAGUAUGUAGGAGUGAAGUAUGGCCAUUCUUAAGCUGCUUCUUCAGGUUUCUUUCAUUAUGUGUUUGCUAUGAAAUUCUGUACAUUUUUGUGCAUAUUGGUAUCAUUUGGCACUAGGGCUGGAACCAAAGUAUUAUUCUCUUUCCAGAUUUUUAGUUUAAUGUGUUUUUAAAUUGGACUUCAUAGGAGUCAGCAUUCAUAAUUCAUAAAUCAACGUUUCGAGGCCCAACAACAGUGUAUUUGUUUUUCCAAAACAAAUGCUUUCUUUUGAAUGGUUUCAAAUGAGCCAACCGUUUUUGUAAAAGGCAAUUUUUAAAAACUAUAAGAUUUUAAAGUGAAUGAUGGCAUGCCUUGCAGGGGAAACUUUCUUGAAUUUCUGUUUUCCAUUAUAACAAACUGAUUUUUGGCUCCCCAAGUCACUUGCACAUUAAUAAAGCACUUAAAUUUGCCAGAUCUGUACAUAAACUAUGAUAUAGCCUUUAGCCGUAAUAAGAAAAAUUAAGAAAUUAAAGAUGGUUGCACAAUAUGCUUUCAAAAUCAAGCAUUUAACAGUACAUGACAGUUUGUUGGGCAAAUGCUGGUUGUUGUUUUUGAGGAAUCACUCUGUAUUUUGUUCCACCAUUAGUUAUAACCUUAUUAGAAGUAUAAAUUCUAAGCCUGUCUCUCCAGUUUAUGUAUAGGGAAAUAGUGGGUAAUUUCAACUACCACACAUCUUGAAAAUAGAAUUUUGUAUAUUUAGGAUGCCCACAAAUUAGUGUCCAGUAUUUUUCUUUAUUCGCAUCUACACUAUUCUGCCCGAUUGUGCUGGAAAAACAAAUAUUAUAUGAUCUGUAUAAUUUUUGCUCUUAUAGUCAAAUGUUAAAAAAUAACUACUGAAUGAAAAGGCCCUGAUCAAAAUUUUAGAAGGAGAAGGCUAUACAAAUAUUUCGUGUUUCCCAAAGUAGGUCAAGUGGCUGUUGGUUUUGGCUUUUGGAGGUGACAAUGGAAAGAAUUUGGAGGAGAGAGAACAGGGAGUAGUUGAAAACCUUGGAUCAUUUUUCCUGGCUCUAGUUGCCAAAUGGCCAUUAUAUGCUUUUAAUCUUUGUUUCCGUUGUCUGUCAGGGUUGAAUUAAGAAGCUACUGGUUUAUUCCCAACUGUUGAUGCUCUUUAGAUAUGUUGGAAUCCUUUUUUUGCCCAGGAGGGGCCAGUUGAAAAUCUGUGACUCAAGAGGCAGUGAACGUAAUAUCGUUUUCUAGGGGAAAAAUUGGUUGGCUACUUGAUGUUAAUUAUGGCACAGGAACAGGAAAAGGUUGUGUCUGUGUUUUUAAGUUUUUCUUUAUUCUGCUUUUUUGCUGCUAUAAGAGUUUUCUGAAAUUUAUAUUUUAAACUUUUCAUGCACUUUACUGUUUCUAGUCUCAAAAUGUGAUAUUUUUAAUAAACAAAUUUUCCAUUAUGUGAAUGAAAUUUUAAAAGAAAAUAGCCUAUAUUUGUGUCUCACUAAUAUAUAAAGUACAGGUCAAAUUUAAAUUAUUUAAUUAGUUUUAAACAUAUACAAUUCGUCUCUUCUUUCAAACCUGACAUCUUAGGCUGUUUUAUUAGUCUUAAAUGAUGCGUUUUCUUUGGUCAUUUUAUACUAAUUUCUCCCAUAGUAAAUUAAUCAGGCUAUAUAAGAUAAUAUUUCCCCUGAAGGGUAAUUUUAGUGGGACAAGAGUGGUGGGAUGAUGUAAUAUCAUAUAUGAGAUUGCAUCAGAAGGAUUCUAUAAAGCCUAAACUCCCUUUUAAAAGUGCCUAGUGAUAGAGGCGUUGUUUGUCAUCUAUUAUAAUUGGAAUGUCAUUGUAGUUGAGUGAAGUUUAAUGUAAAUAAAAUAUUAUUUUAAAAAUGUUAAAAGUAUCAGAAUAAACAAAGAGACAACCCUUAAGAUGACAGAUUUUCCUCAAUGUGCAGGUAUCCCUUCUUAUAUACCUCAAGCAUUCAACAUCUAGCCAUGCAAACUGAUUACCUGAAGCAUAGUACUGGAAAGUAGAAUAGCAUGAAAAACUUAAUUUUGUGGACAUUACCUUUUUUUGUAAUCAGCUACUGUAUGUUUUAUUUUAAAUCUUUUGUUUUGGGUGGGUUUUCUGCUCUGGAGGUAUAUGCACUAACAAAACAUUUUCCUCCUUUCAUAUACGCAUGUUAAUUAGCAAUGUGAGCAAUAUUUCCUACCAUACUUCACUCCCAAUAUUUUUUGAGAUGUUUGUAUAAAAUGGAAUUUAAAGUUCACUUAUGAUUGUAUAUGAACCACAGAGAAGCCCAUUUAUUAAUAAAAAACUUUUUUAAUAGUUAAAUGUAGAGGGAAAAAAAUAAAAAAAAAAUUGGGAAACAUUGUAAACAGCUUAAGUUUAUUUUGUGUAUGAUCGAGGCACUCUGUUGCAGGAAGGUGUGUAAUUGGGUUCUCUCUGCUUCCAAAUGCACUCUUUCAGACCAUUCAUUAUCCUGUGUAUUUUUAAUGUGGUUUUAGUAAAUGUUGGUAUUAGCGCUGUUGAAGUAGGUAAUUGUGUUAUGUUUUGGGUGGCACACACACUUGGGGCAUGGUAACCCAAAUUUCAUGUGCACGGUUUCCCUUUAGCCCACUGCCCAAAUUUCACACAUCCUUCACCCUUUGUUCCCUUUGUAAAAGGAGUAGUAUCUGUUUUGAGCUGCCAAUUCAGAUGAUCAGAAAUGCUGCUCUCCUCAGUAUUGUCUUGUUAAAACGCAUGUCAUUUUGAAGUUUGGCAGUGAGAAGCCAAAAGGAAGAGGUGAAUGACAUAUGGUGUAUGUUCAAUGAAAGUAAAAUAUUUAUGCUCAUAUACUUUCUAGUUCUCAGAAUAAGUUAAAUAAGCUUUAUGCCAAGGGGCUGCUGCAUAUUUUAUCUGAAGAUAAAAGAAAAUUUGGGCAUUUUUAGAUUGUGAUAAUAUGGUUUUUUUUUAACUGUUAAAUAUGAUUUCUGAUAUUUGUCUAAGAACUGGAGUGUUCUUUAAAUUUAUUAAAACAGUGUUGUUUGAGGAAGAGAAAACUGCACUGUUUGCUAUUACAAGAGUCAUACAAGUGCAUGUCAAGUCACCCACUCUCUCAGGCAUCAGUAUCCGCCUCAUAGCUUUACACAUUUUGAUGGGGAAUAUUGCAGCAUCCUCAGGACUGACAUCUGGGAAAGGCUCAAAUCCACUUACUGCUCCUUGCUUGUUGACUUUGUUUUAAAAUAUUGUGCCUGGUGUCAACUUUUAAGCAACAGCACUGCCUAAAAGCAAGCAGAGAACAGAAUCCCAGCACCAUUCUAUAGGCAACUUUUUAGAAUUCAGAUAUAGUAAAUCUGUUCAAGAUUUAUGAUGUUUUAUGUAAAAAAAAAAAAAUUUUGUACAACGUAGCUGAAUAUUUUUGUUUCAUUUCUUUGAUGUAAGGCGUGUGAACGUUCGUUUGAAUAUCACAUGUUAAAGUCAGGUAUGGCACAAUGGGUUCUGAGACCAGCUUUUCCUCCCUCCCAUUUGCCUUGUUUCAAGCUCUUUCUUUUCAAAUUACUUUGCUGAUAUUCAUAGGCAAAUAUUUAAUUUUACUAAUAAGCAUCCUGUGUGAAUGUAUUAAAGAAGCCACUGUGUUUUAGUGUUGUAGUUUGCAGAAAUAUAAAGCUUCAUUUCUUAUUUGUCCUUAUUCCUUGGUGUUUUUAAGUUCUGUAUUAAAUCACAGAGUAGCAAGGGAGAAAGUUGAAAGAUAUCUAAGGCUCAUAUCACUUGAUUCUAUGGUGGGUUAUAUUAGAAUUGAGGAUGUGGCACAUUAAAACUGGAACAUGGGUAAACAUAUUGUGUUCCAUUUUAAAAUUGUAUCUCCUAAGCAUAUAUUGUUAAAUGGGUGAAAAAUUAAGUUUGUAUUUGCUUUUCCAGGAGUUUCUAAAAGUCACUAAUGCCAUCUCUAGUUUCAAAUCAAAUAGCAAGGAGUUGAGAAAGCACA